AUGGAUAGUCAUGCUGACUACAAGUUCAUGGGAUGGAUGGGCCUCGACGAGACUGCUGGGGAGGGUAAGAUGGUCUGGCAGGAGUUCAAGCCCAAGACGUGGGAGGAGACCGAUGUCGACAUUCAAAUCACACACAGUGGCAUAUGUGGCUCGGACCUCCACGUUCUCCGAAGUGGUUGGGGCCCGACACCAUACCCAUGCUGCGUUGGUCACGAGAUCGUGGGUCGAGCUGUGCGUGUCGGCACGCAGGUUGAGGGUGGUAUCAAGGUGGGCGAUCGAGUCGGUGUCGGCGCUCAAGGUGACUCCUGCUUGGGUCGAGGGCAAGACUCUUGCGAAGAAUGCUCGUCAGGAAAUGAGCAUUUCUGCGCCAAGCACGUUGGCACGUACGCCAGUUUCCAUCUGAACGGCGACAAAUCGUACGGGGGCCAUGCGUUGUAUAACCGCUCUCCAGGUCACUUUGUGUUCAAGAUUCCAGAUAGUAUUUCUUCCGCCUCAGCAGCGGUCAUGCUAUGUGCGGGCAUCACUACCUAUUCUCCACUGAAACACUUUGGUUGCGGUCCAGGCAAGCGUGUGGGUGUAAUUGGCCUAGGUGGCCUGGGCCAUUUCGUCGUCAUGUGGGCGAAAGCACUAGGUGCUGACUCUGUGGUGGCGAUUUCUCGAAAAGAGAGCAAACGACAAGAUGCUCUCGAAAUGGGCGCAGAUAACUAUAUCUCAACGGACGAUCACCCUAGGUGGGAUACCGAAUUUGCAGGCUCAUUUGAUCUGCUCAUCUCAACCAUCUCGUCGUCAAAGGCGCCUAUCGCUGGCUACUUGGCUCUCUUGAGGCGGGAUGGCACUCUCGCUCAAGUCGGAAAUCCCGACGAUGGCCUAUUUUUGGUUCCCAGCACAGGUAUAAUCAUCGGGAGGAAGAGACUUGUUGGUUCGAUGAUUGGCUCGCCAGGAGAGAUCCGAGAGAUGCUGCAGUUAGCAGCUGAGAAGGAUGUUAAGCCAUGGGUGGAGGAGAGACCAAUGAAAGACGCAAAUCAGGCCAUGGUCGAUAUGGAAAGGGGCAAGGCUAGAUAUCGAUAUGUGCUGGUGAAUGAAAAUGAUGCCUAG
Molecule: messenger RNA, 1095 nt
Organism: Exophiala bonariae
Lineage: Eukaryota; Fungi; Ascomycota; Eurotiomycetes; Chaetothyriales; Herpotrichiellaceae
Exons: 3
Coding region: 1-1095 (364 amino acids)
Biological process (GO): alcohol metabolic process
Molecular function (GO): zinc ion binding; alcohol dehydrogenase (NADP+) activity
Source: RefSeq, a predicted model, not a curated record